Messenger RNA from Saccharomycopsis crataegensis, 1272 nucleotides. It is a transcript of the gene RPT3, whose product is annotated as proteasome regulatory particle base subunit RPT3. The record is from RefSeq and is a predicted model, not a curated record. Gene Ontology annotation, cellular component: proteasome regulatory particle, base subcomplex. Gene Ontology annotation, biological process: proteasome-mediated ubiquitin-dependent protein catabolic process. The transcript has a single exon. NCBI's taxonomy places the organism in Eukaryota, Fungi, Ascomycota, Saccharomycetes, Ascoideales, Saccharomycopsidaceae. The coding region runs from base 1 to 1272 and encodes 423 amino acids. Gene Ontology annotation, molecular function: ATP binding; proteasome-activating activity; ATP hydrolysis activity.
AUGGAGGAACUAGGAAUCUAUCCUACCAAGCCAGAAAACCUCGAUACUCCAGCAUCGUCAAUUGCGAAAUUCGACAAUUCUUCAAAAGCUAAACAUGCCAACCAAUCCAACACCAAUAAUGACGCCUACUUGAAGUUGAAGAAAUUGGAAAAGCAAUUGGAUUUGCUCCAAUUACAAGAAGACUACAUUAAGGACGAACAAAGAUUCUUGAAGAGAGAAUUGGUGAGAGCUCAAGAAGAAGUUAAAAGAAUUCAAUCCGUUCCAUUGGUUAUUGGGCAAUUUUUGGAACCUAUCGAUAACGUCUCGGGUAUAGUUUCCUCGACUGCUGGGUCAGUGUACGUUGUCAAGAUUUUGUCUACUUUAGACAGAGAAUUAUUGAAACCAUCCAGUUCUGUGGCCUUACACCGUCAUUCAAAUGCUCUUGUCGAUAUUUUGCCACCAGAAGCCGAUUCCUCGAUAUCGAUCUUGGGAGAAAAUGAAAAACCAGAUGUGACCUACAAUGAUGUUGGUGGUUUGGACAUGCAAAAACAAGAAAUAAGAGAAGCGGUAGAAUUACCAUUGACCCAGGCAGAUCUAUAUAAACAAAUUGGUAUAGAUCCACCAAGAGGUGUGUUAUUAUAUGGUCCACCAGGUACUGGUAAGACCAUGUUAGUCAAGGCGGUUGCCAAUUCUUCAACUGCGUCUUUUAUCAGAGUUAAUGGCUCAGAGUUUGUUCAAAAAUAUCUUGGUGAAGGUCCUAGAAUGGUGAGAGAUGUUUUCAGAUUGGCCAGAGAAAAUUCGCCUUCGAUCAUUUUCAUCGAUGAAAUCGAUGCGAUUGCUACAAAGAGAUUCGAUGCCCAAACUGGCGCUGAUAGAGAAGUUCAAAGAAUUUUGUUAGAAUUAUUGAAUCAAAUGGAUGGGUUUGAUCAAACUUCGACUGUCAAGGUCAUCAUGGCCACCAACAGAGCUGACACCUUGGACCCUGCUUUGUUGAGACCUGGUAGAUUGGAUCGAAAAAUCGAAUUCCCUAACUUGAAGGAUAGAAGAGAAAGAAGAUUAAUUUUUCAAACUAUUGCGAACAAAAUGUCUUUGGCUCCAGAAUGUGAUUUGGACUCUUUGAUUGUCAGAAAUGAACCUUUGUCCGGUGCUAUCAUUGCCGCUAUUAUGCAAGAAGCCGGUUUGAGAGCUGUGAGAAAGAAUAGAUAUGUAAUUUUACAAAACGAUUUGGAAGAAGCCUACUCAAGCCAAGUUAAAACUGGUUCUGAUGUGGAUAAAUUUGAAUUUUAUAAAUAA